UUUUUUUUUACACUACUGUGUAGUGGCUGAUUUUUCAUUUUUAUCUUUAGUUCAUGACUCAUCCCAUCAUUUCUUCAUACCGGAUUUACUCCUACAGCUUUAACUGCCAGACGAAAUUUUGUCUACUGCGCCCCUUCUGGGGUGCAGUAAAAAUAAUAAUAAUAAUAAUAAAUAAUAUGAAUAUACAUUUUGUGUAAAAUGGGUAAACUUUAAAUUAAAGAAAAACUGGUCCAAAUUAUUUGAAUUUAUGCGUAAAAUGAGCCUACGCUGAUAUUGUCCCGCACUGGUUGAAAAUCCUGGCUUGGGCACUGGCAGUAGACACAAUAAAAACGAACGAAUGAGUAUGGAAAACCUGAAAAUAUUGUUAAUGUAUGUAUAAAUGAAGCUGAACCAACUAAUAACGGACUGAUUUCCUAUCAGAUCCUUGAUUAAUAAUAAGUGGUAAUAUAUGCCUACCAACUGAUUUUUAUUUUAAAUUAUUCUAUUUACUAACACGGCUACAUAACAGUGUAUGUUUUUGUUAACAUGUUUUCACAUGUUAACGAUCUGAACUUUUUGUAUCAUAUAUCAUAAUCUGAAAUUCAAAUAGAAUAACAACAAUUGGCCUACUUACAAUAAGGCAAAGCAUUUUAUGAAAAAAAAAUUAAUCCUAUAGCCAUAACCAUACCACACAUAGAACAAGACUGUCUACGCUUCCAACCCUCUGAUUGGCUGGCCAUCGACUUGUUGUGAUUGGUUGACUCUUUUCGGUUUGUAGAUGCUAACCUACAGAAAAUUUAAGGUAAUUUCCAUUAUCUAUACAUAGGAUAAACAUAGAAUUUUUCAUUCGAAUAAGAAUAUAGAAAUUACUUCCUGUGUUGUUUUGUAAGAUUAAAAUAAACUACGUUAACUAACUACGCUUACAAAAGCAUCUACAGCAGUACUUGGUGGUUAUUCAGUGGUUUCUCUGUGUCCACUUCUGAUAAAACUUUAUAUUGAGGAUGCCAGAUAUUUUUUUCUCGUUCAGACGAUGUCUUCUGAUGGUAUUUACUUCAGGACAGCGUUCAGGCUAUGGAAGCACUCAAGAUACGGAAGACGGCCGAUACUCUUCUCUUUUGCUACUAAACUCUGUGUCUUGUUUAUAUAUAAUAAUUCAUAUUUCUACGUUCGUCAACGACAAACCUAUCCACGAUGAAAUGUCUAACGCGAUCAUAAUAAUAAUUUUGACUAUCGCCGUUGUAUUGAUGUUGUUUUUUCUUUGCCGUAGAGUAAUGUGGAUGAAUGAAGAAAAACUGUGGUAUAUCACCGACCAAGUAACAUUCAUACAUCAACAAAAACUUACUUUGUACGGCAUCUAUCUGCUUGGAAUAGGAGUAGUGAUAUUUUCAAUCGUCAAAUUUUUGGCAGUAGUUGAAUGUCUUUACUACCAAUCUAGCAUUUACCUUGUGAGAAAUUUAACAACUUUAACUUUUGAUGCUGGCCGUAUAGUUUUUAUAGGCGUCCAGGUGGUUUUCUUUCGAGUUUUCAAGGCAGUGAAAUUUGUUAGUACGUGCUUCUUUCGUUAUAGUCUUGUGCUCAUAAUCGCUGCUAAUGUCGCUUGCUGGUUUCAGAUAACAAUCGUUGAAUCUAUGGAUCGAAUGAACCAAAUGAAAGGGCCAGAAAAUUCAACCGAUUCUUCGAAAUGUAAUAAUUCCCAAAACGAUUCUAUGAGUUGUAAGUGCUAUCAUAAAGAAACGGGCAUGCUUAAAACUUUAGAAAUUGCGAAGUACAUAUUCAUUCCUUUUGUUACCGAAUACUCCCUAAUAGCAGCUGGGAGUCUCUUUCAUUUAUGGGGAACACUUAAGAUGAAACCUUCCAUCGCCGAAAACAUCCCAGUUAGAGAUAGUAAUAGGUCAUAUGGCAGUAUUCAAGCUCAGAAUCAGGAACCACUUCGUGAAAACGACUGUCCCUCAUCAAUUGUAAUCGCGUCACUUGUAUCGUUAAUCUAUUUGACGACUUCCGGACUUCUAUUUGUAGGGGACUUUUCGGCCAUUAGCCAGUCAUUGCACUGUGCUGUUGAAAUUGUUUACAUCUUACACAUCUGCGUCGUUGGUUUUGUAGGACUCGAAUUGUGUUCAUCUCAAAGAUACAUGAGGGUCGAUUCUCUCACUGCAGACGAGAUAUUACUGAUGAUUUCCACAGUUGGCCUCUUUUUAUAUACUUCGUGUACCUUCGCAUCCUCUGUUGGGGAACUUUGGAUUACCACGUCGGAUGACAACAAUUCCGUGAAACAUCUAUUAUGCAUUAUAAAUAUCGGCCAUUCUAUAACUGAAACACUGAACGUUUGGGUACAGGUCACGUUUAUCAUAGCAGCUCAUCGACGUAGCCAAUCACAUCCUCGCUCCGCGAACUCAUACCGUCUGCGAGAAAUUAUUUUGUAUCUCGCGAUUUGUAAUAUUACCUGGUGGAUAAGCGACAGUUUCGUUGGUACGGUAGUGCCUGGUAAAGAAUCUCCAACUGAUGCCUCGUAUUUUGAAUCAUGGUGGACUAUUUUUCAAACGUUCAUGUAUCCCGUUCUAGUCUUUUAUAGAUUUCAUUCUUUGCUGAUGCUAUGUGGUCUAUAUAUCAAAUUUGAAACUGUUGGUUUACACACACAAUCGACAGGGGCGGAUUUCGUAGAGUGUGAGCUGGGCCCACCCCGGCCCCCACGUUUGGAAAGUAACAAAAAAGAAAAAAGAAAGAAAGUAAAGAAAAAAAACAUUGAUCGCCCAAAACGCCUUAGAGGUUAUUUUAGGGCGUCUAGAAAAAAAAAAUUUCGGACCCCUAGUUUAGUGUUAUAUGAUCGAUCGGCCCAAAUUAGGCCCCUUUCGGACAUCUCUGGAUCCGCCCCUGAUCAAUGGAAAACUGAAUAAUAGAAAAGUCCUAUGUCAAGUGCAAAUUCAUAAGGGAAUGAGAUAAGCGAUAUAUUUGUGUUCGUUAGUACCUUAGUGAAAUUGAGCCCCCUUGACGUGACCAUUUUUCGGGGACCAAGGUUUCUCUACUGGUUUAGUAUCUCUAGGUUAUAAAUAAAAAAUGACCGGGGCGGGGGAACCUCCGGAAAAAGAGCAGAACAAUGUUUCAAAAACCUAGAAUGGCAGCCAUUUUGAAAUUCAAGAUGGCCACUGUAAAUUGGUCAAAAACGAAUUAGUAUAAUUCCACCCAAUUGUAAAUUGGGUGUUUAAUCAUUGGGCUCACUGAGCCCAUUAAACGUUGUUUCAAACAGCUAGGAUGGCAGCCAUUUUGAAAAUUUUGAAGUUAGCCGCCACAAAAAUCAUCGAAUCGUUUUGGCAAUUAAUUCCACUUCUCGUUGAAAAAUGCUACAUUAUCUCUUACCAUGUUAUUGGGCACUAUAAUUUUAAUAGGGUCUAAACAUGGUGUGAAAAAGCUAGGAUGGCAGCCAUUUUGAAAUUCAAGAUGGCAACCACAAAAAUGGUCAAAAUAAAUAUUAUUUUUUAUUAAUAGGCUACACUUGUUUUAAUGCUAAAUAGGUAGAGAAACCUUGGUCCCAGAAAAAUGGACACGGGGGACCCUGAUUUUCACUAUAUUAAAUAGGCCUGUCAGAAAAAAUUUGGUGUGGUCCGGCACCCCGGCCAAAAUCGGUUCGCCGGACAGAUUUUGGCUUUAAAAGGUAUUGCCAAAUAUAGUCCACAUAAGCCAAAAUCGGUCCGGCAUUUAUUUAGUAGUUAUAACCUGUAUUUGUUAACGUUGUAAAUGCUCAUAUUUGUUUUUAUUCAAAUGAUAGAUAAAUAUCUCUUUAUAACUCUUAUAAUAUUUUUUCAUCCGUUAUGUAUGUAAUUGAGUACUUUGUAUACAGCCACCAAAAUUAAUAUUUUAUUUUCGCGCUUCGCGCCCAGUAAACCUUGUAUUUUUUUUUUUUUUGUCUGCUUGCUUUAACGCCGCGACGAAAUACAUGAGCAGUCAUUCCAGUUAAAUUACUGACCCCUUUAUUUUCAUGUAAUAGAACAACAUUGUAUGAUCUAAUACCCUACACAAUAUUAUGAAAUAUUUAAAACUAAAAUCAGUCUUGGGACUUUUUUAUUUUAGGCCCAAACCUAGGCGCGCCUAACUUAGCACGGCGGCCGAAAUGAUGCAUGCUGUGUGUCGCCUGGCCUAGGAAAUGCAUUAUCAGGUGUGUUUGAUAAAACACGUCCACAAAAGCUUAAUACAAUUAUUCUGUCACUGCUUAAGAUUUUUCAAGUGUGGGAGAAGCAUAAAUUACUUCCCUCCACUCCACUGGAGAAACAAUCAUACCCUACGGGCAGCAGACGCGUUACAAGCAAGCGGCCAGGCCGACGGACCAAUUUUAUCCAAGGGGGACCGUUUUUAGCGGCUAUAAUCGAUCCGGCGGACCGAUUUUGGUGGCCAGUUUUUUGCGUGACAGGUCUAAUAAGCUCAUCACGUUCACCACAAAAACAAGAAAUUGUUUUAUUUAAUACUUUGUGCAUGAUGUUAAAAAAUACAAAUAUAGAAUUAUUAUGCUCAGUGGGUAUAGGCCUAUGUGAGGUUGUAGCCUAUGCAAUCCAAUUUGUGGCAUGGAGUGCUAAAGUAGCAUCAAAUUCAACAGGGAUUCGUCGAUACUGAUACUAAACAUUAAUUUAAAAAAUAAAUGAAUAUAUAACCGUUCUUCCCCACCUAAAAUUUUGUUGAGAUGUGACGCUAAACAAGUUUUUUUU
Molecule: messenger RNA, 4670 nt
Organism: Anneissia japonica
Lineage: Eukaryota; Metazoa; Echinodermata; Crinoidea; Comatulida; Comatulidae
Product: proton channel OtopLc-like
Exons: 1
Coding region: 981-2870 (629 amino acids)
Biological process (GO): proton transmembrane transport
Cellular component (GO): membrane
Molecular function (GO): proton channel activity
Source: RefSeq, a predicted model, not a curated record